AAAUCGGGAAAUUUGCUAGAAUCAAGAAUGAUGGAUCCCUGUUCAGUUGGAGUCCAGCUUCGUACCACAAAUGAGUGCCAUAAAACGUACUAUACUCGCCAUACAGGCUUCAAGACUUUGCAAGAAUUGUCUUCAAAUGAUAUGCUCUUACUUCAACUUAGAACCGGAAUGACACUUUCUGGGAACAAUACAAUCUGUUACCAUCAUGCGAAAAUUUACAUUGACAGAUUUGAGGAUUUGCAGAAGUCAUGUUGUGACCCAUUUAACAUACACAAAAAACUAGCCAAAAAAAAUUUACAUGUAAUUGACUUAGAUGAUGCCACUUUCCUGAGUGCAAAAUUUGGAAGACAGCUUGUACCUGGUUGGAAGCUUUGUCCAAAAUGUACGCAGAUAAUCAAUGGAAGCGUGGAUAUUGAUUCUGAAGACCGCCAGAAGAGAAAACCUGAUUCAGAUGGUAGAACUGCCAAAGCUUUGAGGUCAUUACAAUUUGCAAACCCAGGAAAGCAAACAGAAUUUGCUCCAGAAACCGGUAAAAGAGAAAAAAGACGACUUACAAAAAAUGCAUCAGCUGGGUCAGACAGGUAG
Molecule: messenger RNA, 585 nt
Organism: Chrysochloris asiatica (Cape golden mole)
Lineage: Eukaryota; Metazoa; Chordata; Mammalia; Afrosoricida; Chrysochloridae
Product: ARL14 effector protein-like
Exons: 2
Coding region: 28-585 (185 amino acids)
Cellular component (GO): intracellular membrane-bounded organelle
Source: RefSeq, a predicted model, not a curated record